Messenger RNA from Prionailurus viverrinus (fishing cat), 2494 nucleotides. It is a transcript of the gene SATB2, whose product is annotated as SATB homeobox 2. The transcript has 11 exons. Gene Ontology annotation, molecular function: DNA-binding transcription factor activity, RNA polymerase II-specific; RNA polymerase II cis-regulatory region sequence-specific DNA binding. Gene Ontology annotation, biological process: regulation of transcription by RNA polymerase II; chromatin remodeling. Lineage: Eukaryota; Metazoa; Chordata; Mammalia; Carnivora; Felidae. Bases 173 to 2374 code for a protein of 733 amino acids. The record is from RefSeq and is a predicted model, not a curated record.
AAGACUAGGAGAACACUGCAAGGCGACGCACCAGAAACUUUCCACCCUGGAUUCUCUACUUUUGCUCCAUGGACAGAGCCUCAGCCAGCCAAGUUACAGACAGACCGUGAGCAGUCCCUGCGCGUUUUAUUGCGACCUGCCGGUGGGAACUUUGUCUCCGAGUCGGAGCAGCAUGGAGCGGCGGAGCGAGAGCCCGUGUCUGCGGGACAGCCCCGACCGGCGGAGCGGCAGCCCCGACGUCAAGGGGCCUCCCCCGGUGAAGGUGGCCCGGCUGGAGCAGAACGGCAGCCCCAUGGGAGCCCGCGGGAGGCCCAACGGCGCCGUGGCCAAGGCCGUGGGAGGUUUGAUGAUUCCUGUCUUUUGUGUGGUGGAGCAGUUGGAUGGCUCUCUUGAAUAUGACAACAGAGAAGAACAUGCAGAGUUUGUCCUGGUUCGAAAAGAUGUGCUUUUUAGCCAGUUGGUGGAGACCGCGCUCCUGGCCCUGGGGUACUCCCACAGCUCAGCAGCUCAGGCACAAGGAAUAAUCAAGCUGGGGAGGUGGAACCCUCUCCCUCUCAGCUAUGUGACAGAUGCCCCCGACGCAACAGUGGCCGACAUGCUGCAAGAUGUCUAUCAUGUUGUGACGUUGAAAAUCCAAUUACAAAGUUGUUCGAAGUUGGAAGACUUGCCUGCGGAGCAGUGGAAUCAUGCCACAGUCCGCAAUGCCUUAAAGGAACUGCUCAAAGAGAUGAACCAGAGCACAUUAGCCAAAGAAUGCCCUCUCUCCCAGAGUAUGAUUUCAUCCAUUGUAAAUAGCACAUAUUAUGCCAACGUGUCAGCAACCAAGUGCCAGGAGUUUGGGAGAUGGUAUAAGAAGUACAAGAAGAUUAAAGUGGAAAGAGUGGAACGAGAAAACCUUUCAGACUAUUGUGUUCUGGGCCAGCGUCCAAUGCAUUUACCAAAUAUGAACCAGCUGGCAUCCUUGGGGAAAACCAACGAACAGUCUCCUCAUAGCCAAAUCCACCACAGUACUCCAAUCCGAAACCAAGUGCCCGCAUUACAGCCCAUCAUGAGCCCUGGUCUUCUUUCUCCCCAGCUCAGUCCACAACUUGUUAGGCAACAAAUAGCCAUGGCCCAUCUGAUAAACCAACAGAUUGCCGUUAGCCGGCUCCUGGCUCACCAGCAUCCUCAAGCCAUCAACCAGCAGUUCCUGAACCAUCCACCCAUUCCCAGAGCAGUUAAGCCAGAGCCAACCAACUCUUCUGUAGAAGUCUCUCCAGAUAUCUACCAGCAAGUCAGAGAUGAGCUGAAGAGGGCCAGUGUGUCCCAAGCUGUCUUUGCAAGAGUGGCAUUCAACCGCACACAGGGAUUGUUGUCUGAGAUUUUGCGUAAGGAAGAAGACCCUCGGACAGCCUCUCAGUCUCUUUUAGUAAACCUGAGGGCCAUGCAGAAUUUCCUCAAUCUGCCGGAAGUGGAGCGGGAUCGCAUUUACCAGGACGAGAGGGAACGGAGCAUGAAUCCCAAUGUGAGCAUGGUCUCGUCAGCCUCUAGCAGUCCCAGCUCCUCCCGAACCCCUCAGGCCAAAACCUCGACACCGACAACAGACCUCCCCAUUAAGGUGGACGGCGCCAACGUCAACAUCACAGCUGCCAUUUAUGACGAGAUCCAACAGGAGAUGAAAAGGGCCAAGGUGUCUCAAGCCCUGUUUGCCAAAGUGGCUGCAAAUAAAAGUCAGGGCUGGCUGUGUGAACUGCUCCGCUGGAAGGAGAACCCCAGCCCAGAGAACCGCACACUCUGGGAGAACCUGUGUACCAUCCGUCGCUUCCUGAACCUUCCCCAGCAUGAGAGGGAUGUGAUCUAUGAGGAAGAAUCAAGGCAUCACCACAGCGAGCGCAUGCAGCACGUGGUCCAGCUUCCCCCUGAGCCAGUACAGGUCCUUCAUAGACAGCAGUCUCAGCCAGCCAAGGAGAGUUCCCCUCCCAGAGAAGAAGCUCCACCCCCACCUCCUCCGACUGAAGACAGUUGUGCCAAAAAGCCCCGGUCUCGCACAAAGAUCUCCCUGGAAGCCCUGGGGAUCCUCCAAAGCUUUAUUCAUGAUGUGGGCCUGUACCCUGAUCAGGAAGCUAUCCACACGCUUUCUGCUCAGCUGGAUCUCCCCAAACACACCAUCAUCAAGUUCUUCCAGAACCAGCGGUAUCAUGUGAAGCAUCAUGGGAAGCUCAAGGAACACCUGGGCUCCGCGGUGGACGUGGCUGAGUAUAAGGACGAGGAGCUGCUGACAGAGUCCGAGGAGAACGACAGUGAGGAAGGCUCUGAGGAGAUGUACAAAGUAGAGGCCGAGGAGGAAAAUGCUGAAAAGAGCAAGGCCGCGCCUGCUGAAAUCGACCAGAGAUAAUGUGAACUCCUACCAGGCAAAGCAAUACAUCGGUCCAAGGAUUUUCUGUUUUAAUUUCUUUAAAAACUUUUUUUUUUUGCUUUAUUUUAUUUUAUUUUUGUCUGUUUUGUUUUUCUUACC